Molecule: messenger RNA, 615 nt
Organism: Closterium sp. NIES-65
Lineage: Eukaryota; Viridiplantae; Streptophyta; Zygnematophyceae; Desmidiales; Closteriaceae
Source: the annotation of a GenBank genome assembly
AUGAAAGUCCGGCCGCGCAUAACUCCGUACAACGUGGGAGGCAUAAAGGGCAACGAUCAAUACAUAUACCGACAUGCCAAUGGACUCAUUGUGGUGGGCCUUGCUCCCUCGCACGCAGCACUGGCAGCAGAUCGAGUGAUCUCAGCCGUUGAUUUCCACGUGGGCAAGAGGAGCCGCCUGGAGAUGGAGGCCACUGGCAAGAACAAACAGAGGGCAACACCUUUGGAUGCCAACUCAGCUCUCUGCAAGAUCGUAAUGGUGACACCACCUCCUGAUACAGUCACAGCAACUGAUACAGGCACAAUCUCUGGUGGUGAUGCCAACGCUGCCACCACAGUUCCCAAUGUGACGGAAUCGAACCCGACCGCAGUGUCUUGUACGACAAAUGCAGCUCCUGGCAGCAGUGCUGCAGGCAGUGGCAGCACUAUCAGUGUGUGUUGCGUCAAGGGUCGGCUGAUUGAGGUCAAUCGACAGCUGGCCACCAACCCGAUUCUGCUCAGAGACAAGGCAGCAUCCGAGGGGUACAUUGCAGUGCUGCUGCCGCAUCCUGCCGAAUGGGCAGCAGCACAACCAAGGCUCUUGACAGAAGAGCAAUAUGAAAGUGCUGAUAUAUGA